Messenger RNA from Drepanopeziza brunnea f. sp. 'multigermtubi' MB_m1, 1110 nucleotides. RefSeq lists its product as uncharacterized. Lineage: Eukaryota; Fungi; Ascomycota; Leotiomycetes; Helotiales; Drepanopezizaceae. The record is from RefSeq and is a predicted model, not a curated record.
AUGGCUUCUGCCUUUCCUGCCCUUAUCAUGUCUCAAAUCCCGCUUGCGACGGUAUACCCAUGCUCGUCUUGCCCCUCAAGCAUUGCUCCGGCUGCUAUUACUGUCACCUCUCAAUACCAGACUGUUUCAACAUGUACUCCCCAUACAGUUCCCAAUACUGUAUCUGGUACCCCUGAGGUUGAGCCUGAUUGCACGCCUUAUGCAUGGCUCUCGACUGUCAUUCGUAACCCCGGAGGAUCUGCUAAUGGCGAUAUGGGAGGAUCCCAGCUCUCUACAAUCACCAGGACCGAGCAAGUCGUCCAAGUCAGCUAUACAUCCACUGUCUUGACGUCUGAAUAUCCAUGCGCAACUACCACUCCAUCUUACAGAAGAAAGAGCUACGAAGACACUACUUCAUGUGCGAGCACGAAAUCGACUACCAUGGUAGUCGAUGUUUCGUGCCCUUUCAAGGAGAUAGGUCCGCUCGCGAUCGAGGGCUAUCCCGGAAGUGGGCUUUGUACCACUUGCGCGGAAGACAAGAACGGUGUUAUGUCUCAGAUUGUCACUGCCACCAAGUGCUUAGACGAGUCCUGCUCAACGUACCUCGAAACAUGGGUCCUUGCUAAGCCUACCACCACUACCUCUGUCAGUUCAGCACUCUUUUCCAGCUCAACUUUCUGCCCAACCAGCGGCACUUACACGAUCCCGGUGACGGCAACUUGGACCCCUUCAGGGCCAGUCUUUACCCAACUGGCAACAGAGAGAUUCGAAAUCACUACUGCAGUCCCCAUCACUGGGAUUAUCCAGGUCGCGACGAUCAUUGAAGUCACAUUCACUGGCACGCCAGCUGCCACUGCGUGCCGAUCGACCAUUGUUAGCGGAAUCACCAAGAGCCCAGUCGCAUGUCCAACUGGGGUAGCUUCGACUUCGCCAAGCUAUACCAACAGUGGCCCAGCUGAUGCAGGGCCCGAGAAGCGUAACGUCCAAGCCGACAUGGUGGUUUCUGAGAACGCUGCUCACGACUCCAUGAUCCGGCGAGGCGGUAUGCUCCGCAGUGUCGAAACGAAGGAUCUCAAGAACGUCAUGGCAAGCGUGACUUCGGCUCCAGAAGACCAUUCGGUCUGUGGGUGA